Messenger RNA from Nelumbo nucifera (sacred lotus), 1144 nucleotides. NCBI's taxonomy places the organism in Eukaryota, Viridiplantae, Streptophyta, Magnoliopsida, Proteales, Nelumbonaceae. The record is from RefSeq and is a predicted model, not a curated record.
CAGACCAGGGGGGAAAAGAGAGGGGGGAGAGAGAAGAGGAGUAGGAAGUAAUGGAGAGAUUACAGAGGAUGAUCGCGGGAGCAGCAGGGGGGCUGGGGGUGGGACACCCACCUCCAGAUUCUCCGCUGCUUGAUACGUCGGAGCAGGUCUACAUUUCUUCUCUGGCCCUCCUUAAGAUGCUCAAGCAUGGAAGAGCUGGGGUUCCGAUGGAAGUGAUGGGUUUGAUGUUGGGUGAGUUCGUAGACGAGUACACUGUUCGUGUUGUUGACGUUUUCGCGAUGCCCCAGAGUGGUACUGGCGUUAGUGUCGAGGCCGUUGAUCAUGUCUUCCAGACUACCAUGCUCGAUAUGCUCAAGCAGACUGGCAGACCAGAGAUGGUAGUUGGGUGGUACCAUUCACAUCCUGGAUUUGGGUGCUGGCUUUCAGGUGUGGACAUCAAUACACAACAGAGCUUUGAAGCCUUGAACCAACGGGCUGUUGCAGUGGUGGUUGACCCAAUCCAAAGUGUAAAAGGGAAGGUGGUGAUUGAUGCCUUCCGCUUAAUCAACCCACAAACUAUGAUGCUUGGCCAAGAGCCAAGGCAAACAACAUCUAAUCUUGGACAUCUAAACAAACCACCCAUUCAGGCUUUGAUCCAUGGAUUGAAUAGGCAUUACUACUCGAUAGCCAUUAAUUACAGGAAGAAUGAACUUGAGGAGAAAAUGUUACUCAACUUACAUAAGAAGAAGUGGACUGAUGGACUGACACUACAACGGUUUGAUACCCAUGCCAAAACUAAUGAGCAAACUAUUCAGGAGAUGCUGAACUUGGCAAUCAAAUACAAUAAGGCGGUUCAGGAGGAAGAUGAAUUGCCACCAGAGAAGCUAGCGAUUGCAAAUGUUGGCAGACAGGAUGCCAAGAAGCAUCUGGAAGAACAUGUUUCCAACUUGAUGUCAUCAAACAUAGUUCAGACUUUAGGAACAAUGCUAGACACAGUUGUAUUCUGAGGGUAGAGAGAAGGGAGGGUUCAGCACGGAUUCAAGUUGCAUUUCAUUGGAAUUAACUCAUACUAUAACCAAUUUUUUGUCAUAACUCAAAAGGCCAUUUCAUUCUAGUUGAACAAAAAUUAAGAAAAGUCUGAACCAUAUUCGUUGGUCUUACUUAA